This is a messenger RNA of Cynara cardunculus var. scolymus (artichoke), 1517 nucleotides long. Its product is annotated as cysteine synthase-like. Gene Ontology annotation, biological process: pollen tube growth; double fertilization forming a zygote and endosperm. NCBI's taxonomy places the organism in Eukaryota, Viridiplantae, Streptophyta, Magnoliopsida, Asterales, Asteraceae. The transcript has 10 exons. Gene Ontology annotation, cellular component: cytoplasm. Gene Ontology annotation, molecular function: cysteine synthase activity. The record is from RefSeq and is a predicted model, not a curated record. The coding region runs from base 135 to 1286 and encodes 383 amino acids.
UGGACCUGGACCUGGACCUGGAGAGACCAUAUAGAAAUCUGAAAUCUCCCUUUAUAAAAGAAUCGCAUACAGAUAACCGAAGCGGCGUGAAGAUAAGCCAUCGAUCGGCACACACAGCAGACUGCAGAGCAGCAAUGGCUUCUUUGAUCCACAAACACUUGUUUCCUCUUUGCAAAUCCAAGUCCAACUUCUAUCCGGACAUCCCUUUCGUCAAUCGCCCUGGACUUUCUUUUUCUCUCGCUCCCAAGAAGCCUUCUUCCUCCUCAUGUAACCCAAUCUUCUGUAAAGCCGUUUCUCUCAAACCACAAGAACCUCAAAUCGAAGGUCUUAACAUCGCAGACGAUGUUACUCAGCUUAUAGGGAAAACUCCAAUGGUGUACUUGAAUGACAUCGCAAAAGGCUCGGUUGCAAAUAUUGCUGCCAAGCUUGAAAUUAUGGAGCCAUGUUGUAGUGUGAAAGACAGGAUAGGAAACAGUAUGAUAGCUGAUGCUGAAGAGAGAGGACUUAUUACACCAGGGAAGAGUAUAUUGGUUGAGCCUACAAGUGGGAACACAGGCAUCGGACUUGCAUUUAUAGCUGCUUCAAAAGGGUAUAAGCUCAUAUUGACAAUGCCAGCAUCAAUGAGUCUUGAGAGAAGAGUUCUUCUAAAAGCGUUUGGAGCUGAUCUUGUUCUAACAGAAUCCUCGAAGGGCAUGAAAGGAGCAGUUCAGAAAGCUGAAGAAAUAGUCAACAGCACACCCCAUGCUUACAUGCUUCAACAAUUUGAUAAUCCUGCGAACCCAAAGGUACAUUAUGAGACAACUGGCCCAGAGAUCUGGGAAGACACGAAAGGAAAAGUGGAUAUAUUUGUUGCAGGAAUUGGAACGGGUGGAACUAUUUCUGGGGUUGGGCGUUUCCUCAAGAAUCAAAAUCCUGAUAUCAAGGUGAUCGGUGUGGAACCUACGGAAAGUAACAUUCUGUCUGGUGGAAAGCCUGGCCCUCACAAAAUUCAAGGGAUUGGGGCAGGUUUUGUACCAGGGAACUUGCAUCAAGAUGUGCUUGACGAAGUGAUUGAGAUUUCAAGUGAUGAAUCUGUUGAGACUGCAAAGCAAUUGGCACUCCAAGAAGGCUUAUUGGUGGGCAUAUCUUCUGGAGCAGCAGCAGCAGCUGCAAUCAAGGUUGGAAAGAGACCGGAGAAUGCAGGAAAGCUUAUUGCGGUUGUGUUCCCUAGCUUUGGUGAGCGGUAUCUAUCCACCAUUCUUUUUCAGUCAAUCCGGGAAGAGUGUGAGGCAAUGCAAGCAAGCUGAGUCAUGGAAGAAGAAGAAGAAGAAGAAGAAGAAGAAGAGUGUUUUUGGUUAUUGAUUUAAUGGUUUAGAUGAUAGAAGGAAGUAGUGAGUCUUCUGAUUCAUCAAUUAUGAUGAUACUUACUUGGCAAUUAUAAUAAGGCAUAGUCCUCAAGACACCAAAUCGUUUUGUUAUUUGUUGUUUUUAUACAUUAUCUUUAUUCUCCAUUAUUAUUAAUUUAUAUUUCUUUUGUU